GCAGUGAUUAUUAUUUAUUGGGAAUUUUAGCGGUACUCUUGUUGCGAAAGUAUUUGACUUUGAAGUUUAAACUGUGAAAUACUGCAGAAUAGGAACUUCAGAAAAUUUUCCAAGAAAAUUUUUAAGCCGAUGAUCCUGAAAGACCGACCGUGCUGAAAAGUCACAAGUGUCUCAUAUGCUGCGAAUCUUGUGAACUGUGAUGGCGCAUUGUUUGUUUAUUUUAUUUUUAUCACCGCAGCUAUGCGCUACUUGUAUGAGUGCAUUAUAAGCCUACGGUGUUUGUGCAAACCUGUGUGAUACUAAUGACUGCGAUAAAGUUUACAAAAUUUAAUCAGAUGGCUCGCCAUAUGCCAUAUGGUUCAUGCCUCCAAGGACUCGUUAUCUGGAAGUGGCGUCAGGUUUUGACGCCUCCGUCCGUUCCCAUCCUCCUGUGAAAAACCACUACAUGAUAGAGAUGUCAGAUAUUUAGUGAAUUUCUGGAUUGAACUGGUGCGCAGUAGUUGAAUUUAACUGAACGACCCAAUAUCAACGGUAUUAUUUUUCACGAAAUGUUUAUUUAUGUGUCUCGUCGUGGAUUUCGGUUGUGGAUUUAAUUUGUUGUUAAUUGAAUUCAUGGCGUUAUGGAGACUGCGAAGCUGUUAGGUGGAUCGCUUGUUGUCGUCGUCGUGCUGUUGAUAUUAGAAAUCUCUGGAUUCAGUCUGUUUGGAUUUUUUUGGUUGGUCCUGUGUACAAUCCCUCCAUUUCUGCUUGGUGCUACAUAUAUUGCAUCCUUGUACAGCAAAGCGUAUCUAAAGCGCAACCCUUUCCAACUGCGGGCUUUCCGGUAUGAGCAGUUUUUCUCGGAUCGUUUCUGGCAGAAAUGCUCGUCCUCCCGACAGAAGCCGCCGAAACUGGAUCGACGGUUAACGGGCAGUAGCGCUGUGGAUGAGCAGCUGCAAGAAUUGCUCAACUUCAUCUUCCGCGAUUAUUUACUGGCGUGGUACAAAAUGUUUUUCAAGAAUGACGAGGAAUUUCCGUUUCUGCUACGAAGUGAACUGCACAAUUUUAUUGUGGAUUUCUCCGCCCUCUGCAAGGAUAUCAACUGGUUGCAGUUUUGUACAGAAGAAUUAAUCCAAAUAUUUGCCACACACGUGCGACUGUUUAGAAUAGCUAGUCGUACCAAAGAUCCUGAAUACACGAUAGAGCAGAUCUUUUUCCAGCUGGAGGAGAAAGAGUUCGGGUAUUCGAGAGAAGCCGUAUGUAUAGAUCUGGUCACAGAAAAAGAUUAUUUUCUCCAGUUAAGUCACCAACUCGUAUAUAUGCACGGAAGUCACCGAAGCUUUGAAUGUCUUCCAUACCGGGAGCUGGCCAAAGAAGUGUUAGCCACUCAAGUUUUCCAGUCGUUGCUCAAAACAUUUUGUGAUCCGGAUUACAUCAACCAGACGAUAAUAUGGCUGUUUUGCACUGCUGAAAACAUCGGCAUCAACAACGAGUGUUUUGUGCAAGUUCUGCGAGCGUCGCCUAAUCUGAGUGAACUGAAAGUGCUGGAAGGAAUGCUCAUUACGGAAAUCGCGAUACAGCGUGCCAACGAUACUGGAGGCAGUGCGAGUGAAGAAACAAAAGCCAAACUGAAUAGUCUACUGUACAUCAAGCAGCUGUUAGAUCACCGGGUGCGUUUAGUAGCCAGUGGCGCCGACGACAAUCGCUCGCAGUAUUCCCUGGAUGCCGCGACAACGUAUAACGAUUUCGCUCGCAUGGUGCCGGUUAAACGGCCCAGUCUGGAAGAAGUCUUGGAUAAUUCCAUAGCUCUGAGCUUUUUCAUGAACUAUAUGGAAACCAAGAACGGAACGCCAUUAAUUCAUUUUUACUUGACUUGUGCUGGAUUUCAGGCCUCUGCAGAACAGUUGCUGGAGGAGUACAAAAGCACCGGAACACAGAAUAAGCUCGAAUUACUUCGGAAUCAAGGCUUGAACAUAAUUUCUCAUUAUUUUUCCAACCAAACGCAGUAUCAAAUCAGCAUGGAGGAUGAAAUUCUGCUGAAGCGUGCCCGAAAAAUGCUCAUUCAGGAGGUUCCGUCGGCGUAUGCGUUUAAAGAAAUGCAGGAUAAAAUCUACAAAAUUAUCCGCGAAAACUAUUUUCCGGCUUUCGAGCAGUCGGAUCGCUAUAUGAAAAUGCUUUUAGAACUGAAUCUGCUUCGUCCUAUGGAAGAAAGUGAUAAUUCUUCUGAAACCAAAGAUCACCAAGGAAAGCCGCGCUUAUCAGCCAGUAUUACCUCCACUAUGGAGUCCAGGGAUCCGCAGACUCGUAAAUCGUUCACCAAUUACUUAAUCGAAGUGACCGCGCAGUAUCCUGAUGGGAAAGGGAAAGUGUGGACAACUUGUCGGCGUUAUAUGGAAUUCCAUGAUCUGCACGUGCAGAUUGAAAGGCUGUUCCCAAAUUUAAGUGGCCUGAAUUUCCCCGGAAAGAAGCUCAAUAACAUGACCAAUGAAGUGUUGUCGAGAAGGAAAACAGAGCUCCAUCUGUAUCUGCAGACGUUGCUCUUUGAAGAUGUUUUGAAAAAUAAUGAAGGUUUAGCAGAGAUAAUGGAAACCUUUCUGCGACAAGAAAAGUACGAGAUGACUCGGAACGGAGUUGAACGGCGACUGGACACAAUGGUUUUACCUGUCAUAACUUCUGUUCGCUCCAUGACAAACGCAGUCUUAGCCAUGCCACAGAAUGUGGCACGUCUCUCGGACACGAUCCGCGAUGGCUUCCUUAAAGUUCUCAACCUUGAUUCUAUUGAUUCCGGUGCCCAGAAUGGUGCUUUUUUCGACAGUGAAAUCAACGAGAACAUUCCUUUAAGAAUUAUGAUGACUUUAAUGGACGAGAUUUUCGAUCUCAAAUCGACUACACAGUUUUGGCUGCGCAGUCAAGUGAUAACAAUUUUAAAAGGGACCAUGAAAGCAGUGUACGGGGAUAAAAUUAACAGGAUGAUUGUGGAUUAUGUGGACGAGCUGACGUCGACUAAAGAGAUCGCCAAGGCUUUGUCGGCCAUGAAGAAUGCUCUCUGGCCUGGAGGAAUACCUCGUGAACCGGCGCAGCCCCGCGAUGAACGCAAUAAGUAUGCCGCACGGGUGUGUGCAAAAUCCGUAUUGCUGACCAUGAUGACCGAGCAUCUGAGCGCGACGUUGGGCAGUCAGACGACCAAACGAGGUGCCUUGAGAUUCUUCGACUUAUUGCAGAAUACCGCACUGAAUCGCCGGUUAUUUUAUGUGAUUUUAGAAAGUAUUUUGUCCACAUUGUAUGAAAAGUAUCCUAUGAAAAAGUGGUUUGUGUCGUUCCAUUCCAGUCAAAAGCUACCCAAACGCUCUUCCGCUUCAACAUAGUCUGGCAACUUUGAUUUGACUUGUGAAACAUUUCAGAAAUGGUGAUGUGUUAGUAAAAUCUUGACUGUUCGCAGUGCGCGAUCUCGAAUUAUUGGUGAUAAUAGCUGAUGAUUACUG
Paramacrobiotus metropolitanus is the source of this 3461-nucleotide messenger RNA. RefSeq names its product sorting nexin-13-like. NCBI's taxonomy places the organism in Eukaryota, Metazoa, Tardigrada, Eutardigrada, Parachela, Macrobiotidae. Gene Ontology annotation, molecular function: phosphatidylinositol binding. The record is from RefSeq and is a predicted model, not a curated record. Gene Ontology annotation, cellular component: early endosome.